This is a messenger RNA of Peniophora sp. CBMAI 1063, 1872 nucleotides long. Lineage: Eukaryota; Fungi; Basidiomycota; Agaricomycetes; Russulales; Peniophoraceae. The record is from the annotation of a GenBank genome assembly.
AUGUCUGAGCGACCGUCCUUGGAGUCCAAAAGUCAGGCAUCGGCAGUCGCCCGUCUCAAUGGCCCUGUCGGAAAAAGUUCCAAUACCGGAGCCUCGAGGGUGCGAGCAGACGGUCCGCUCGACUCUUUCCUCGCAUAUACCCGCUCCACUUCGAAUUGGCUACUAUACUCGGAUAAUCUGGCCGCGCGGGCAAAGCAAUCGAAACAGUUGACAAGCGGCGCUAUGUACUUUCGCGCGCUCUCCUUGGAGAUGUCCACUCGCGCGAACGCGUUAGCUCCCGUAUCGCGCCUCCCCAAAGAGAUAUUACUCAUGAUCUUUGCGAUCUUCGACGACGAAGAGCCGUACCCAUCGCUUAUAAGAGGAGGAAGAGGAGGAAACCUCGGGUGGAUGCGGUACGGGCACGUAUGUAAAGCAUGGCGUGUCGUUCUACUGGGCGCUCCCCAUUUCUGGGCCAGAAACGUCGCCGCCCUUCCCAGAGCUCUACCUGCAUUCUUAGCGCGCGCUGGACCAACUAUCCCAUUGCAUAUCAGAUCUUUCAUUUCAUCCCAAAGUCGUGGACCUAACUGCGAAGCCCUAUACUCGCGCCUGCCUUUGGAACGUGUACAGUUUAUGCGGUGGAAUCUAAGUCGGAUGGAGGAUUCGGCGUAUCUUCACCGCAAUAUCGUUACCCCCAACCGCGACUUGCCCAUAUUGGAGGGCCUGGAGAUCAGGUGCUCGGAUAACCCGGACCAGACAACCCUCUCGAAGAGACCCCAUCAUCGCUUCCUUCUUCCCAAUUUGCGAGCUCUCAACGUUAAUCGGUUUUACGUCUCGUUCGCAAUGCCCAACCUUACGGAGCUCUUCUUAUACCGACCUCCUGUCCCAAUGUCAGAGAUAUUCGACGACCUCCGGUACAGCCCUUCGCUACGUUAUGUCCGCUUCGAGCGCUGCCGAUUCUCCCCCGUCAAGAGCCCGCUCCCAUUGCCGUGCCUCGAAUUCCUUCAACUUGACUGUUGCGACUCGACCGAGGAUGGAAGCGUUUACGACCUAUUCGAAACAUAUUUGACACUUCCGGCGUUCAUCCAACUCGAUAUUAUCGUAGGCGGAGGGUCGGAUGAAGACGAUCCCGAAUUGCUUUACACGGAACAUGACAUUCUUGCCGCCACUCGUCUCUGCACCCGCUUAUCAGCCUCCCGCACCGUGGCGCUCAAUAUCCUCACGCUUGACGGAAACGCUGAGCAGAUGUGCUUGUCAUGCCCCAAGGACGACAUGAACAUCGAAGUCUCUAAGCUGGUGGCUCGGAUAUGUUGUUUGGACAGUCCGGUCGAAAGGAUGCUUGGAAUGACGGUAGCACCCGUCCUUUUUCGGCAAAUCACGGUCCUCGAUGUGCUUAUCGACCCGUGGAUGCCAUGGGAUGUCGUAUACGCAGCUUUGCCCAACGUACGCGUGCUACGACUGGACCUAUACCACGGUCCAGGAGACGGGGUUGUUCUCAGGGGCGCCUUCGAUUCCUUGACGCGAAACCUGGCGAACAAGGACAGCGACGACCUGAACCCCACGCCUGUCCUCCUUUUACCGAAACUGAACACCAUCUCGAUGUCGUGCGAGUCCCUUUGCGAGACCUGGCGCGAUAAACGGGGAGAAGGCGAGGAAACGCGUCAGACAGUCGUGCGCGCAUUGCAAAUCCGGGCCGAUCUAUGCGCGGUGUCUGCUGGGACCCCUCGUAUACAGACUCUGCGCCUGCAUAAGGCGAAGGAUAUCCAGUCAAAUGGCGGUGCAUGGCUGGACCAGCUUCGCGAGGUGGUCCCCUUCGUGGAGUGCGUAGAUGCAGAUGUUUGGAAUGAUACCUGCGGUUGGGAUCUUCAGCACAACAUCAUCACAUCGGGUUGGUAG